Molecule: messenger RNA, 2940 nt
Organism: Alligator sinensis (Chinese alligator)
Lineage: Eukaryota; Metazoa; Chordata; Crocodylia; Alligatoridae
Gene: CSNK1E
Product: casein kinase 1 epsilon
Exons: 11
Coding region: 74-1327 (417 amino acids)
Biological process (GO): endocytosis; peptidyl-serine phosphorylation; signal transduction
Cellular component (GO): cytoplasm; nucleus
Molecular function (GO): protein serine/threonine kinase activity; ATP binding
Source: RefSeq, a predicted model, not a curated record
GGGAGAGAUCUUGUAAGACAGAGAAGCAGCCCCUGUGGUGUCAAUUCAUUAUAGAUUAUAGUGCUGCUGAACGAUGGAACUCCGAGUGGGGAACAAGUACCGGCUGGGCCGGAAGAUUGGGAGUGGUUCCUUUGGAGACAUUUACCUGGGUGCUAAUAUUGCCACGGGUGAAGAGGUGGCCAUUAAGUUAGAAUGUGUCAAAACGAAGCACCCUCAGCUCCACAUUGAGAGCAAGUUCUACAAGAUGAUGCAGGGAGGAGUGGGUAUUCCCUCCAUUAAGUGGUGUGGGGCAGAGGGAGACUAUAAUGUGAUGGUGAUGGAACUUCUGGGGCCCAGCCUGGAGGAUCUCUUCAACUUCUGUUCUCGCAAGUUCAGUCUCAAGACCGUGUUGUUGCUGGCUGACCAGAUGAUCAGCCGUAUUGAGUACAUUCAUUCCAAGAACUUCAUCCACCGGGAUGUGAAGCCAGACAACUUCCUCAUGGGGCUUGGGAAGAAGGGCAACCUAGUGUACAUCAUUGAUUUUGGCUUGGCCAAGAAAUACCGAGAUGCCCGGACCCACCAGCACAUCCCCUACCGGGAAAACAAGAACCUGACUGGCACAGCUCGCUACGCCUCCAUCAACACCCACUUGGGAAUUGAACAAAGCCGCCGUGAUGACCUGGAGAGCUUGGGCUAUGUGCUCAUGUAUUUCAACCUAGGCUCGCUGCCCUGGCAGGGCCUCAAGGCUGCCACCAAGCGCCAAAAAUAUGAGCGUAUCAGUGAGAAGAAGAUGUCCACGCCCAUUGAGGUGCUCUGCAAAGGAUACCCUUCUGAGUUCUCGACGUACCUCAAUUUCUGCCGCUCGCUGCGGUUCGACGACAAGCCUGACUACUCAUACCUGCGACAGCUUUUCCGCAACCUCUUCCACCGCCAGGGCUUCUCCUAUGAUUAUGUCUUUGACUGGAACAUGCUCAAAUUUGGAGCGGCCCGGAAUCCUGAGGACAUGGAUCGGGAGCGGCGAGAACAUGAGCGAGAGGAGCGGAUGGGGCAGCUCCGGGGCUCUGCCACACGGGCACUGCCACCAGGGCCCCCAGCUGGAGCCACUGCCAAUCGUCUUCGCAAUGUCGCUGAGCCCAUGGCUUCCACACCCACUUCCCGAAUCCAACAGUCUGUAGGAAACACGUCCCCCAGGGCAAUCUCGCGAGUGGACAGGGAACGGAAGGUCAGCAUGAGGUUACACAGGGGAGCCCCUGCCAACGUCUCCUCCUCUGACCUCACAGGUCGGCAAGAGGUGUCACGGAUUUCAGCAUCACAGACAAGUGUGCCAUUUGAUCACCUUGGGAAGUGAAGAAGAGAUGUCACCGGACCAGUGUUUGCUUAGUGUCUUCACUGUAUUUUUCUUUUAAACAAAAAAAAAAAACAAAAAACAACAAACCCAAAACAGCAACAAAAAACCCUUAAAAUAAAAAGACAAAAAACAACAACAAAAACAGAUUUUUUUUAUUUUUUUUUUGCCAACGUCAAGGAGACAAGAUGCCCCCAUAGCGGUGUGAAACCAUUCUGAGAUUUGCCACCUAUGUUCCCUGACAUCAGCGCCUCCAAGAACCCAACAGCGUGGGAGUCUUACAGAAACACCUCUCCUGCCUUCGUGCAGCUCCCCUCCCCUCUCCCCCCUCCCCUCCGCCCCACCAUCUUCUCGGCUCACUCCCCUCCUUCCCCCAUCCUUGUUUUGGUCUGUCUGUCUUCUUUUUCCUCCCUUAAAUAACUUUCCUACCCUUAUUUUGGUUUAUUUUGGACAUUAAUGGUUUUAGUAUAACUUUUUAAUUUUAAUUCUCUCUGUUGCACAUGUGUGCUCUGUCUUUUUUUUUCUCUCUCGCGUGCGCGCGCGCUCUCAUUUUUUUUUUUCCUUUUUCUUUUUCCCCCCCCGAGAACAAGGGGUGGAUUUGUUUUUCAGGAGUCUCCUGAGACUUGAAUCCCAGCCUUGACUGGUGGGAGAAGUCUUGACUUUUUUUUUCCCCCCUCAAGCAUUAAAAGAAAUGGGUUGCAAGCUGUAAGGGGAGCCUUGGGUGAGGCCUCCCAUGCUUUGAGGCUUCUUUUCCCUGGAUGCCACCUCAGCACCGUUGCGGGCAGUAAGAAGUGCCAGGCAGGCGCAAAUGAUAUGAACAGCCACAGCGUGUCAAGGAUUUCUUUCUGGAGGGGGAUCCAGUUGCGUGGAUGAGGCAAAGUCAAGCUUGAAGGACAGGGAGAUUGUAACCCACUUCCCAUCCCGGUGGUGGGAUCUUUGUCUGGCCAUGUGUGGUGUUUUCUUGUUUUGUUUUGUUCAGGGUUUUUAUUUUAUUAUUAUUAUUUUUUUUUUUUUAAAUUCCCCUUAUUUUACCGAGGAAAGUGGUGGGAUUCAAGGAGGAGAGGGGCAUGCAGAAACAGGGGUCUGGUCUUGCUGGGGGAGGAUGACCUAUCCUCGGUCUCUUUCUGCCCACACCCUAAAUAAGAUCCAGUGUCUGGCAGCCCUCUUCCCUCCCCCACCACUUGAGUUUUUAAAUACAUUUUAGGAAUACUCAAGACACCAACCUUCUUGGGUUUUAAAAGGCAAUGAUCACCACUGCGACCUAUGGCCUCUUCCUGGCGCACUGACACUGUAGCAUGAAGCCAGUGGGUGGUUGGACAGGCAGGGCUUGUGUUGUUUUUGUUUUGUUUUUAUCCUUUCUAUUUAACAACUUUUUUUUUGUUUAUUUCCCCCUUAUUUUUUUCCUAAUUUAUUUACCCCUCUUACUGUCUCUCUUUUUUUAAUUAAAGAGCAAAACUUUUUAUUACUUUGUAAUUUAAAAAAAUGGAAAAAAAAAAACCUGAAGAACUUUGGGAGGGGGGGGAAUUUUGUACUUUUUUCCUGUGUAAAUAUUGGACUUUUUUGAGCUUUAUCGUGGUUGUUAAUUUGAAGUAAUAAAGUAGAAAAUGAUAAAGUGA